This is a messenger RNA of Lasiosphaeria miniovina, 2899 nucleotides long. RefSeq lists its product as uncharacterized. Bases 213 to 2684 code for a protein of 823 amino acids. NCBI's taxonomy places the organism in Eukaryota, Fungi, Ascomycota, Sordariomycetes, Sordariales, Lasiosphaeriaceae. The record is from RefSeq and is a predicted model, not a curated record. The transcript is spliced from 4 exons.
AACGCGAGCGUGAAGAGGCUCAGGCAGAUGCCGAAAAGUCCAAGAAGAAACCAUCCAAAGCAGAGAAGUCCAAGCUCAAGGCAAAGGACAAAGGCAAGGACAAGGACAAGAGCCUGGACGUGGGCGGCGACGACGAUGACUUCAAAGGCAUUGAUUUGACGACCGACGAGAUCGAGGAGCUACUAUCGGAGCUACCACCUCAUGACAAGGCCAUGGACAAGACUGGAGACAAGGACGCGGCUUCUGGAUUCAACUCCACUCGGCCCAAUGCGCUACGAGAUGACAGGGGCGCGCCUGCUGCUGCAGAUCCGUUCAGCUUCUGGGGCGCGGCUAAGAAACCAAGCUCCAAGGCAGCCAAAGUUCUGGAAGCUGCCACCUUAGGCGCGAUUGGCGCUGGGAUUGGUGCCUUCGCCGCCACCGAGGUGUGGAAGGCCACUUCACCGUCGUCCACCGACGCAGCAAAGCCCACAAAGUCAAAGAAGGCCGUUGGCGGCAAGAUUGCAGACAGACUGCGUGCUUUUGAGCCCCUCAAUGACGACGACAGCUACAGCGGUGGUGACUAUGACAACGAAGACCACGGCGCACGGUUUCAGGGGGAAGAACCGUUGCCCCGGCCUCCUUCGCCGCCACCCGCCGCUGCCGUUGCGCCACCAAAGGAAGAUAGAAAGAAGGGCAAGAAGUCCAAGGACAAGAACCAGGGUUUCAUUGUCGACUACCCCUCACCUAACCCUAAUCCUCCCCCUCCGGCACCCGCUCGUGCUUCUGCUUCUGCUCUCCCGUCGUAUGUUCGCAAGGCGGCACCCAGAUCUGGCCUCCCCGGUGCUUUCCCCCUCGACGACGAAGACGACGACGGUCAUAACACAUCCAGCUUUGACCAUGACGAGAUAGUAGACAUGGCAGCCGCCAAGAAAGCCGCCAGGAGGUCCAAGAAGGUCUCGGCGUCCCCCGAAGCCGUCGAUGUACCGCCGCCUGCGCCGCCGCCACCGCCCGCCGUUCCCGAGGGGCCUCCGGCUCCUGUGGUAGAUGUCAGGUCGUCCAAGAAGGACCGUCCAAAGAUCAACCGCGAGGGUCCGUCAUGGGGCAUGUGGACUGCAACCCCAACCAAGGAUCCCAAGAAGUCAUCCAAGUCCAAGCCUGAGAAAGAUCCAAGUGCCAAAAAGAAGACGUCUUCAACCGAAAAGGCCGAGAAACCACCAUCCAAGUCUUUAGUCCCAGACAGGAUAGAGAAACUGCGUACCAGAGAGCCAGCCACACCAUCACGGCUCCCGAGCGUGUUCACAAGCACGCCACCCUUGUCGCGCUCUCUGUCCAGUCGCGAGAAGCGCAACGCCGCCAGUGGCAAGUCAAGCUCACGCAGGCAAUCUGUGGAUAUGACGGCCGGUAUCUCCAACCCUCCGUCCGAGACCGUGCCGGAAAUGUCUGCCAAAGCCGCCAAGGUCCUUGGUGUGGGCACCGCAAAGUCAAACAGCAGACGUAGCAAAAAGCCUUUCGACGAGGAUGAUGACAUUGUCAUGGUCGCUUCUACCGAUGCUGGCCCUGUGCCGGGGUCGUCGGAACGUCGGAAGUCAAAGUAUCCACGAGACGAUGACAUUGUCAUGGUCGACAUGGCAGACGCAACCCCCUCCCGCCCUCCUCUGAAACGCUCUAACUCGAGCGCCAAGAAAUCAUCUGGGUUCUCCUCUCUUUUCGGUGGCGUGUUCACACCGUCAAAGCCAGAACCCCGGCCUCGCAAUACAUACAUGGCCACUGACGAUGAAGGAGAAAGGCGGGCCGAUGAUACGCCGCCAGUCACAGAUGCUGAACGAGAAGCCCGCCGCGCUGCCCGCCGCGCCCGUCGAGCCGAGAAGGAGGCUGCAAACAAGGCUGCCGCCGAAAAGUCUGCCGCCGAGGCUCGCCGCGUUAAGGACGAAGCUCGCCGUGAGCGCCGCCGGAGACAAGAGGAGGACGAAGAGGCACGGAGGCAGGAAGAGAAGGAAGCUCGUCGUGCCGAGCGGCGGGCCCAACGUGCCCGAGAGGAAGCUGAUCGGCGCGCUGCUGAUCAAAAGGAGGCCGAGCGUGCCGAGCGUGCCGAGCGUGCCGAGCGCCGAAGGCUGCGCACUGAGCGCGAGGCAGGUGAUGGGGUGGCCGAUCCACGCCGUGCCGCCAAGCUUGAUCGACGUCGAAGCCAGAAUCCCGAACAGUCGGAUCAGGAAGGCGACGAGGAACGUUACCGUCGCCGAGAAGCCCGACGCGCAGCCAGAGGGGCUGAAGACAGGGAUAAGGAACGGAGCUCACGGCGAAGGUCCGAGCCCAUCGAUGACUAUGUAUAUCCAAGCAGGUCUCGCGAAAAGACCGGGUCCUGGCCCCAUUCGGGUACGUCAUCGUGGGUCAAGGACCAUUCCGAUGCACCGCCGCCUCCGGCUGAUAAUUCCGGUGACCCCGGUGGUGCUCCACCCGACGCUCCCGACAACGAAGAGGCACGGCAAGAAGCCCGCAGAGCCAGGCAUCGCUCCAAGUUUGCCGAGGCUGGCGGCACCGGUGCGGAAGAUUACGACGAGGAACGACGGCGGAGGAGACGCCGAGAGGAGAGGGAACGCCGCACCGGUUCCGACGGGAGCGAUGGCCGACGCGACAGCCGACGUAAUUCCAUGUUUAUGGACACAACCCCGCGGAGCAGCUGGUGGAAGAAGCUGACGGGGAACUGACAUCGCAUUUUUGUAGUAAGAUAUCCCAACCCAGCAUUCUAGAAUGGAUUUGACAUGUAGUAUUAUACAUGGUCCCGGGCGCCGGGUGUUCAAAAGGCGGAAUGUGCUGCAUUUGGUCAGCUGCUUGUAGUUGUUAAGAUUUUUUGUUGUGUCGGAGCUGGGAUUCGCGCAAAUUGCAUCUGUAUCCAUGUCAUUUUGGAUAGACUUAGCAAUCC